UCCACACACACACACACACACACACACACACACAUGCAUUCAGUCUGCCGCUCUCACAGAUACCAUUAGCACGGCUCUGGUGGAAAUAGAACGAUAUAGAAAGAGAGAGAAGGCUAAAAAGAAAAACAAAGAGGGGAAAAGGUGGAAUUAAGAACAGAAACACCAAACUAUUCCUCAGACUACAGAAUGCAUCAGCAGUGGGUCUGUGUGGCUUUGCUCGCCCUCCUGACUGUCACAACGACACUGGCAGAUGGUGGGAAAACAGAGAAACAAGGAAAGAAAGAGCGUAAAUCUGACUGUGGCGAGUGGCAGUGGAGUGUGUGUGUGGCUAACGAGGGUGACUGUGGGCUGGGCACCAGAGAGGGCACUCGCACCGGCACCGACUGCAAGCAGACCAUCAAAACACAGCGCUGCAAGAUCCCCUGCAACUGGAAAAAGCAGUUUGGAGGAGAGUGUAAGUAUGAUUUCCAGGCGUGGGGGGAGUGUGAUUCGACCUCGGGAAUGAAGACGCGCACCGGUGUGCUAAAGCGAGCGCUGAUGGAUGCUAACUGUCCAAACUCCGUUAGCGCCACCAAACCCUGCGGCAAACCCAAGACCAAGAUACAAGAUUCACAGAAACCAAAACGGGACGGAAAGAAGAAGGAGCGAACCCCGGCGGACUAAAGAAGCUCCUCGGCACAGACUCAGAUGUGAUGACCUCUAACACUAU
Molecule: messenger RNA, 709 nt
Organism: Rhinichthys klamathensis goyatoka
Lineage: Eukaryota; Metazoa; Chordata; Actinopteri; Cypriniformes; Leuciscidae
Gene: ptn
Product: pleiotrophin
Exons: 5
Coding region: 187-663 (158 amino acids)
Molecular function (GO): growth factor activity
Source: RefSeq, a predicted model, not a curated record